AUGAUAUUCUUUGAGAUGUGGAGAGGGGCUGGGACACUUGUGGACAGAAUUGAUUAUACAGACAUGAAGAAAAACAGUCUUGUAGUGCGCCUGAAAAAUGGAUUGAGUUGUUGCAGGUACAAAGCAGUAGACUAUCAGCAAUUACAUGCAAUUACUGAAGCAAAAAAACUAGAGUCUGCUUCUAUACAGUUAAAGAUAAAAAAAACAGAGCAGACUUCAAAAACAUCUAAAGACCAAAGGCUAAGAAAGCAACAUAAGAAAGUAUGGUGGCAAGAGCACAAAAGGCUCCAAGAAAUCAGAUUUAAAACAGAAUCUGAAAUAAGAAGUUUUCUUGAUGAAGAAAACACUGAAAAUGAAUUUCAUUUCAACCUCAAGGAUUUUGGACUUGCAUUAUCAGAAGACUGGAAUAAAUAUCUACAGAAUGUACUAGAACCUGUUUACCAAUUGAGAGAAGAUUUGAAAUGUAAAUCUGAGGUGCUGUGUGACAGUUCAAAACUAUCUUCAUCAGAAAAUAUACAGGAUGCACACAAGAUAAUAAAAGAGGUUGAAUUAGUAAGGAAACAACUGAAGAUCAUUUUUAGAAGACUUACCAAUGAACAAAUGCUUUUGGAAAAUGACGUUGUGUAUUGUGGAAUAGAAGAAUCAUUAAAUCGUCCUUCAGAAGAAAGAAUUGACCAGUAUCAUGAACUCCCUUUGGAGUUACAAACUUUGAGUUGCCCAUACCCAGAUUUGAAAUCUUCAAUACUUAAGGAGUUUUUAAAAUUUACAGCCGAAUACCAGAAGAAACUUGAAGAGUUUGAGAAAAAUUUAAAAACCAUACACAGGAACUUUAAGUUGAAUGAAGAAGACCAGUGGAUUUACCAGACAGUUGUAGAGCAAUAUCCAAAAGAUAUUCAGGGAAGAAGAGCUCUGUAUUUGGACAUGUUACAGAAACAUUUACCUCACAGAUCUAGGGAGGAGCUGGUUACACAUGAAGAAUACUGGAACCAAUAUUGUUUAAUCAGUGACCAGAAAAGAAUUUUCUUAUUAAACUGGGCUAAGGAUAAGAAAGACUUUGUACAAAAAGCUCUAACAACCAUUGCCGAAGCUUCUACUGCUCAUGAAAUAGAGACCAUUUUGGCCCAUGACAGAAAAAAGCAACUGGAACUCUGUGCUGUUCUGAAAGAAAAGGUUCUUCAGUGGCGAGCACAUCAAGAGGAAGAAGCAAAACUAGAUUAUAACAUUAUUAUCAGAAGGAGAGAAAAAGAAAGAAAGGAAGAGAAGCUUCGAAGGGCAAAGGAAAUCUUGCAGAGAGAAGAGGAGAAAAAAAAAAUCAAAGAGUACUGGGCUAAAAAAGAACAGAAGUGGCAAGAAAUAGAAAAGAGAGAUAUUCAGCGCUUGGAACAACUGAGGAAAAUAUUGACUGAGCAAGCAAUUAAAGACCAAAAAAGGGUCAAAUUUAGACAAGAAUUAUUGGAAAAACGCUGGACCGAGAAGAAAGAAAUAGCCAUUAAGGAAACAAAAGAACAAGAAGAAAGAGAGAAGAGGCUUGAGGCCCUCAGGAAACAGGUUUCCGUUGUGGCCCAAUGGGAUCCUGUUAGAAUGAUGGCAGACACGUUGGCCUCAAAAGCCAAAAGGGGAAUUGGAAGUGAAGAAGAAUUUGUUCUUCAAAAGCCACUCUUCAAAUUGAAUACAUAUACAGAACCUCAGAUAAUUUCUGACCCUAGACUUCGCAUUGAAUUAGCUCUUCGAGAAGCUGGACUUCAUAAAACACUUUAUGCAAAAGAAAUCCUACCAAAAAUUUGUCCUUAUAAACUUCCAAGAAAAGACAUGGCAUCUACUAUCUUUCAGAUAUAG
Gracilinanus agilis (Agile Gracile Mouse Opossum) is the source of this 1836-nucleotide messenger RNA. It is a transcript of the gene CCDC148, whose product is annotated as coiled-coil domain containing 148. NCBI's taxonomy places the organism in Eukaryota, Metazoa, Chordata, Mammalia, Didelphimorphia, Didelphidae. The coding region runs from base 1 to 1836 and encodes 611 amino acids. The record is from RefSeq and is a predicted model, not a curated record. The transcript has 14 exons.